UUGUUUUGGUUGGCUGUGGAAAAUCACAACAAAUUUCGCUAGAAAAGUUCGAUAUUUUCUAAAGUUUUAUUUUAAUUUAUACGUUAUUCUAAGUGAAAAUGCCUCGAAAAUCUAAGGAUAACUCAAAUAAAAAAUCUGCAAUGGAAACGGUUGUGUUGGAAUGUGCCGAAAUCAAAAACGAACCACCGGAUGGAUUUUCGUACGAGGAACCGGAAAUGUCUUUCUGUGAGUACCGUCUCAAAUGUAACCACGUGUCGGUCCAAACGUCCAGAAAAAUUGGUUUAAGGGAUCGUGCUGUCCAAGUUGAUUCACUGCCUCGGCCUAAGGAACGCUCUUUGGACGUUGAAGCUGUCGGAGUCGGAAUUCAAGAUGAAGCACUUGUUGCAAAAGGCAGCGUGCAAAUUCAAUGUCGCAUGUGUUUGCGCCGGAUGUCUCGAGCCAGAUUGAGCUUUUUGAUGUUUCCUCAGAAUUCGAGAAUUCUUAACGCUAUCGGGAUAAAGAUUUAUCUGGGAGAUGCGUAUCCGUUCAUUUGUCGGAUUUGUAACGCCUUGAUUGAUCUUAUUUUUGAUUUUCGUAAAGCGUGUCACCGAGCUCGGGACUUGCUGGUCCAAGAACGGAAGUCGGUUGACGAUGAUGGAUGGGAUGACGCGGAAAACCUGAAUGUCGUUGCUAACUGCAAACUUAUAGUGGACAGGCAUAAACAGAAGAUUGAUAAAGCCUAUGACGAAAUUCUUACUAAGCGACACGAAACAUUGAUAAAACCUAAAAUUCAUGACAGUGUUUCAACUCCAAACGAUCAUGCUCAAAAAGAAUCAAAAAAGCUCGAAUUAGAGCCCAUAUAUCCAAUAAACUGCUUAAAUAAAGAUUCAGAAAUUGGAACUGAAGAUGCCAUACAAUCCGUUGAUCAGAAUGAAUCAAACUUAGUUUGUUCGAGUCCCGAUAGUAGGUCUUCAGAUCAUUUCAAUGCUGAAAUUAGUAACAUUGGUGACAAAAAGCGAAUAUCUAGUCCCGUAUCACAUUUGGAGGUGUCACGUGAAAAAACCAAACGAACUCGUAUUGUGACGAAACCUUAUAGGAAACGUGUUAAGGUUGAAGCAGAAAAUGAAUACGAAAGUGCUCAAAAGACUCACAAAGCCCGUAAAACUGCGACCGACCCAAACAGGAAACGAGGAGCCCUGUGCGAUUUCUGCGGCACCUGGAUCGAAUACCACUCGAUGGAAAGCCAUAAAAAUCAACACCUGGGGGUUCGCCCGUAUUCUUGUCAGCACGAGGGAUGCGAACAAGCCUUCCACAGUCGCAAUCUGCUGAUGAAGCACAUCCGUCGGCAUCACCGGGACGAUGGACCCGAGUAUCAGACCUGCGAGAUUUGUGACCAACGGAUUAAAGGACCGAAAGGGGCGCUCACCAAACACCAGAAAAUUCACUCGGAGGCGAAAAAUUAUGUUUGCUCGGUUUGUGGUAAAGGAUUUACCACGCCCGGUUACCUCCGACAGCAUUCUGUCAUCCACAGUGAUGAUAUGCCGUUUGCAUGUGGAGUAUGUGGUCGAAGGUUCAACAAUCGAUAUAACAUGCGUACGCAUGAAAGGAAGCACGUUCAACGAGGAGAAAGUUUUAUAUGCGAUCCAAAUGAUCCCGGUGAUCUUUCGCAGAGUAAUUCAACGACAAAUGCGGCACCCGUAUCGUCUUUGGGAAGCCAAUUUCCCAGUUCUACUUCACUGGAAACGGGGCAACACUAUCAGUAUCAACAGCCGAUUCAGCCCCCGUAGCACCGUUGUCGCGAUAUAGGUAUGAUAUAACUGUUUGUCAAACUUUUUUUUUGUAAGCAUUGAAUAAUUAGUAAGAGUUAUUGACACAAGAUUAUGCAGGCUUUGCCUAUCUGCAAACAAUUUACAUACACAUGUGGUAAUUUUUUAGAAAGACUAUUUUGAAAAUAGAGUGA
This is a messenger RNA of Uranotaenia lowii, 1939 nucleotides long. RefSeq names its product zinc finger protein 250-like. Gene Ontology annotation, biological process: regulation of transcription by RNA polymerase II. Lineage: Eukaryota; Metazoa; Arthropoda; Insecta; Diptera; Culicidae. Gene Ontology annotation, molecular function: DNA-binding transcription factor activity; zinc ion binding; RNA polymerase II cis-regulatory region sequence-specific DNA binding. The record is from RefSeq and is a predicted model, not a curated record. Gene Ontology annotation, cellular component: nucleus. The transcript is spliced from 4 exons. Bases 99 to 1766 code for a protein of 555 amino acids.